This is a messenger RNA of Loxodonta africana (African savanna elephant), 14711 nucleotides long. RefSeq names its product RNA polymerase II subunit A (gene POLR2A). Lineage: Eukaryota; Metazoa; Chordata; Mammalia; Proboscidea; Elephantidae. Bases 8416 to 14289 code for a protein of 1957 amino acids. The transcript is spliced from 29 exons. Gene Ontology annotation, molecular function: DNA binding. Gene Ontology annotation, cellular component: RNA polymerase II, core complex. The record is from RefSeq and is a predicted model, not a curated record. Gene Ontology annotation, biological process: transcription by RNA polymerase II.
CCUGCGCAGCGCGCCUGCCUCCGCGAUGCAUGGGGGUGGCCCCCCCUCCGGGGACAGCGCAUGCCCGCUGCGCACCAUCAAGAGAGUGCAGUUCGGAGUCCUCAGUCCGGAUGAACUGGUAAGCGGCUCUGCCCUCCCACUUCUCCUCCCUCCCGCUCCCGCUCCCGCGGCGGGCGGGGCUGGACGGUAGUUGCGGAAACUUGGCGCUCCUCGCUGCCUGUUGGUGGUAGCAGCGUCCAAGGCAGCGCUGUGUCCUGCCUCUUGUCCUCCCAGAGUUAAGUUUUGGGAGGGUGUGAGCAAGGUUAGUGCUGUGUCCGAGAUGCGGGUCUGGCCUCAGAGGUUCUUCGAAGCUUGUAGGAAGGGCUGGAGGGAGAGAAGAGGGACUGACUGUGCACGUUGAACGAGAGCAGAAGCAUUUUAGGGAGAUUCUUUGCAAAUGUGGAUAGGAAACUGAGCUCCAGAUUUUUUUUCUUUCCUUUCUAAAAAUACUAAUUGAGCACGCAGAUUUUCUCCCUUUCCGCUUCUGCAGAUAUUAAUCGAGCGCCUCUGUGUGAUAGGUGGAGGAGUUCUGUUGACGCAGUGGUUAAGAGCUCGGCUGCUAACCAAAAGUUUGGCAGUUCGAAUCCACCCGUUGCUCCUUGGAAACCUCGCGGAGCAGUUCUACUCUGUCCGGUGGGGUCGCUGUGAGUCGGAGUCAACUCGACGGCAACGGGUUUGGUUUUGGUUUUACGUGCUGGGGAUACAGAGCUGGCAAGGACCCUGCCUUCUAGAGGCUCCUUUCUGUGGGCAGGGGUGGGAGAAACAGACAGUGAGCAUAUGAACAAGUGAAUGAGCAAGAUAGCUUAGUUAAUAGUAUUUAAUAAAGUGAAACCGGGGUAAUGGGGCGAUAUUAGAUGGGGUGGUGUUAGGAAGGGCUUGUCUGAGGAGGUGUUCUCAGGCGGAGAAAACAGCAAGUGCAAAGGGCCUGAGGGAAGAAUGAACUUGGGUUGUCUCUUGGGCUGAAAGAAGGCCAGUUUUGUCUGGGCCUUAUUGGGUGAGGGGGAGAGUGUUACACAAGUAGGCUGGAGAAGGGGAAGUGGGGCAGAUCAGAUGGGAUCUUGUAAGUCAUAGUGAGGAAUCUGUAUUAUUCUGUUUUCAGUAGGAAGCCAUUGGAGAAUUAUAAGCAGAAGGGUAGCAUGACCAAAUGUACGUUAAAAAAGAAAAAAAACAGCAACCAACCAGCCAGGAUCGUGGUUGCUCUGGGAAGAUCUGAUGGGGGCGGAGUAAGAAUGGAAGCCCAGAGAAAUGAGUGAGAUCUGUGAGGAGGGUAGUCCCAGGGGAGAGCUGUUGGUGACUUGGACUCAGUUUUUGUGGCAGUAACAGGAGGGAGCCAGUUGGCUAGGGAGAAUGGAGUUAAAGGGCUGUAACGCAGAUGGAGACAAUUUUGAUGGGCGAGAGAGCUCAGCUGUGAGAGAGUUGUGUCAGGAGUUAGAACGUCCUGACCCCACACCACGCCACAGAAUAAAUUCCAGAUGGAGUUACGGCUGAGAUCUAGAAAACAAAACUGUAAAAGCACUUUUGGGACUUUUGGGAGCCUGACAUCAGGAGCAGAAACCCUAAGUAAUGAAUUAAUUACAGGUAAAUUUUAUUGAGUGCCUGCCACGUGCUAGACACAGAGCCAAGUGUUUUACACACAAAGAAGAGCAAGGCAGAUUUCACUACUUAAAAAUAAGAGCCACUUUCAUUUAUCGGAGAUGCCGUGGGUAAAGGUAAAACAUUGGGAAGCAGGUGACAUCAGAGAGUUAGAUUUCAUAACACACAGGGAGCAGUCACUCACAAAUCAGAAACGCACACAGCUACCAGGAAAGUGGAAAAAAUAUGUGAACAGGCAGUUCACAGAAGUAGUAAAAAUGGUGUGUAAAAAUAAUCAGCUUGCCAAAGAAAGGCAAAUUAAAAUAUCAUUUAUACUUACCUAAUUUUUCUCUUUUGGAAAAAACAUUGGGACAUAGGCGUGCGUAUACAUUGUUGGAAGGAAUGUAAAGGCAUAUAACCUUUUUGGAGGACAGUCUGGCACUUUUAUCUGUCUGCUCUGACCCAGCAUGCCCAUGUUUAAGAAUUUGUUAAAAGUUCUUCAUUUUUCUCCUUAGACGUGCCCCUUCUCCACUCUUGUCUUACUCAGUAAAUGGCUCCACAAUUUAUAUGGUCGCUUAGGCCCAAGAAUCUAAAAGCCACCUUUAAUUUUUCUCUUUCUCACAACCUCUACUCAGUCCAUCUGCAAGUAUGUCAGCUCUGCCUUUCAGAAUAUGUCUGGAGUCCAGCCAUUUAUGAUCAUCUUCAUUUCCGCCAGCAUAUUCCACCCCACAAUCAUCAUUCCCCAGGCACCUGUAGUAGCCUCAGCCCCCAGUUGGUCUUCUUACAGUUCGCAGAACAGCUAAACAUCUAGAGGAAUCUUUUCAUCGUGCUCCUUCCCUGAAGGAAUCCUCUCCAGAGCUCCCCAGUCCCUUAUGUUUGGAGUGAAAUGCACACCCCUUACUGUGACCUACAAGGUCCUUGUGAGCUGGCCUUUGCUUACCUCCUCUCCUUACCUUCUCCUCUUCGGUGUUCUUUAAUCACACUGACCUGCUGCUCUUCCUUCGAUACUACAAGCUCAUUCCCGCCUCUAGGGCUUUAUUGCUCACCUUCCUGCUUCUGGGAACAACAUUACCCAGACCUCCAAAUACCUGUUUCUUUUUGUCGGUAUGUUCUCUGUUUAAAUGUCAUGUCAUUCAGAGCACUUCCCUGACCAUCCUAUUUAAGAUAGCAUUCUCCUUUGAGUCCUUGGGUGGUGCAAAUGGUUAAGUGCUUAGCUGCUAAUGGAAACGGUGGUUUUAGUUCACCCAGAAGUGCCUCAGAAGAAAGGCCUGGUGACCUACUUGUGAAAAAUCAACCACUGACAAUCCCGUGGAGCACAGUUCUACUCUGACACACAUGGGUCCGUCUCUUUUCUGUUUUAUUUUCCUUCAUAACCUGCCAUUACCUGAAAUGAUAAGUUUUAUCUGUUUCCUGCUCCCUCGCUAGAGUGUAAAUUUCGUGAGGAACCUUGUCUGUGUUACCUCUGUUCCCUUGGCACCUUGAAUGAUGCCUGGCACACGAUUACUUGAAAUGAGUGGAUGAGAUAAUUGGGCCAGUACACGAAUGUAUAUGGAAGAGUGUUUAUUGCAGUAGUGUUUGAAAAUGACGAUCAUAAACAAUCUAAGUGUUCAUUAAUAGGAACCCUUUCUUCGAAUAACUGAGGGUCCGUUCUAACAAUAGAGCAAGAGCUUCCCAGAGGUUGGAUCUCUGUUCCCAACUGCUGAGGCACCCCAGGCAGCACCGCUGACUCACACGGUGCAGUGGGAUAUUUUCAACGUUAAAGAAAAACACAGCUGCGUUUGUUGGGUGCCCUGGGAGCUCAUGGGGGAGGCCGCCCCAUUUCAGCAUUAGGUGGCGCUGAAGCCUGUCUCAUGACGUCAUGUUUUUGUGAAGCUGGGAUUUCAGCAGUUGCUAAGCACCUGGCAAAAGUCAGUGUGAAACAAGAAAUAAGGGUGGUGCUAGCCAAUCUGAUUCCAAGAUUUGAGAAGUUCGCAGUGCCAAACAAGUGCCCGGCACAAAUGUGUAAUUUGAGAAAGAAAUAAAAAUAUUUUUUUCUUUCAGUUUAUGUGUAUUACUUUUUCCAAUGCUACUAAGGUCUUAGAGCGUAAUUAUAUGUUAAGAUGUUUGGAUCUGAUUACUUAAGUGGGUCUUUUAGGAACUUCCUUUGGGCUGGGGGUGCUGUGAAAGUUACUGAGACAGAUAGCCCCGGUGGUGCAGUGGUUAAAGCGCUUGGGUGCGGAACAAAAGGUCAGAGGUUCAAAUCCACAAGCAGCUCUGCUGGAGGCCGAUGUGGCAGUCUACUUCUAUAAAGAUUACAGUCUUGGAAACCCUAUGGGGCAGUUCUGCUCUGCCCUAGAGGGUCACUGUGAGUCAGAAUUGACUCAUUGGCAGUGGGUGAAGGGCACUGUGAACUGGUCACAUUUGACAGUCUCUGGGUUAAAGGAAAACAUUACUAAAAAGUACGCAGAAUGAGACUUGAUUUAUGUAAGGAUAACAUGUUUGCAUUUUUUAAAAGUUCACAAAACUUUUAGCAGUUAUUUGUGUUCCGCUUUGGGUAAGUGGAUAGGUGGGUAAGGGGCCUUUGUGGAGCAAGGGGUAUUUAAGGUUGGAGAGUUCUCCAAAGGGCUGGGCGAGUGGUACACUGUAGGUACAGAGAGCUCUUAGAAUUAGCUGCAAGAUAGAGUUUCUGCGUUUGCUGUUAUAAGAUAGGUGUGGAUGUUGCUGGCUUGUUCAGAGUCGGGGUGGGGUGGGGUGCUUGACUGCUUUAAAAGGAGUUGAUCCUGAUUCAUUAAAAACACCAUUUAUUGACUGUCUACCAUGGAAUGUAUAAUCGUAUUUAUAGCCUAACUUAUUCCAAGAAAGAUUUAAAGCAGGAAUAUACUGCUUUAGGUAAAGUGUAUGCUACAUCAGUAAAUCAGAAUGUUAUCCCUGUUUUCAAAUUAUUUAUAAUUUAGUGAGGGAUUUCCUAUACGUAUAACAAAUAUUUACUCAGAUUUUGGGUGGCACAAACUGUUAAGCACUUGGCUCCUAACCAAAUGGAGGUUGAAGUUCACUCAAAUGCACCUUGAAAGAAAGGCGUGGUGGUCUGCUUCCAAAAAAUCAGCCGUUGAAACCCCAUGGAGCACAGUUCUACUCUGACAUACGUGGGAUUGUCAUGAAUUGGAAGGGACUCUAUGGCAACUCUGUUUUUUUUUUUUUUUUUUUUGUACCAUGUGCUGGAUACCGUGCCAGGCAAUGAGGAUAUAAAGAUAAAUAAAACAUGAUCCUUGCCCUCAAGGAUUACAGUCCUGCGGGAGAGACAAAUGUGUAAACAAGUAGUUAAAGUUCAGCUGAGAACCUUGCUGAGGUAUGGAUAGAGCUAGGAGGAGUAAGAGAAGACUUUAUAAGAAGGUAAUAUCUGAGCUAGGUCUUAAAAAAUGAAUAAAAGUUUAGUCUGGAGGAAGCACGUGAAGCAGAAUGAACUUUGAGAAGUCUUUUGUAGACGGAGCUUAAUGUCGGGCUGGGAGAAUGUGGAACCACAUAAAGCUGUAAAAGUGGGUUGCGGGCGAAUUGUAAGGACCUUGAAUACUUCGCUAAAGGCAGAGGAGAGAGAAUGAGUAUUUACUGAGAACCUACCACAGACAGACCUUACGUUUUGUGACCUUGGGUUACACAGCCAGAGCAGGGCAGUUCCUGAGUGGGAACCCAGCCUGUGACCUGCCAUCCCCCUGGAGUUUAACCUUAUCCUCUAGGCAGUGAGGAAUCAGUGUUUGGUGUGAAGGGUUGGUGGCUAAAGUGGUUAGAAUGUAUGACGGAAGCAUAGUCCUUCCCAUCAACUAGAACAUUCAUGUCUGCUGCUUAGGAUACCCUCCUGCCCAGUCUCAGAAUGCCUGGAAGUAGAAUUAGUCAGAAGGGUGGUUGGCUUGGUAAGUGUGGACUCUGAGCAGAGGGAGAUAGAGUUUUGAGCGUGAUUUCCCUCAGGCCUCUCUGCAGUGACAGUUCUGGCAGCCAGAUUCAGGCCUGCUUCCGCGUUUUUGUGUUUUUAUUCAAGGUGAGCAAAUUCUUUGUGGUUCUCUCACAGAACAGCCGAUGGGUUCCAGCUUUGUUAAUUUAGUCGCACACCAGGCCUGGCCCCUUGAGAUUGCAUUAGGUCGACUUGAUUAGCGUUUUGGGUGUUCAGGACCUCUUCAGCCUUGCACCUGUAGCCCAUGUUGGUUUCUGCCCAGCAGUGGCUGAUCAGCUCUGUAUGAGGGGAUUACUGGUCUGUCAGGAGCAACCACUGUUUGUUCCGAGUUCUUUGAGGACACCUCCCUGGAGUUGAGAGUCUUAAGCAGUUUAGUUCAGAUUAAUAGGCAUUUAUUGGUUGCCUGCUGGGUGUUAGGCAGGCACAAGGGACCCAAGAUGAAGGAGGGAUCCAAGAUGAAGGAGAGGUGUUGCCUGCCUGAGAGGAGCGUAUAAUCUGUGAGGGAGAUAGAUCUCUCCUAGAGAGGGGCUGUGGAAGCACACAGGGACCCUGGGUCUAAAUGGGGAGCCGUGAGAAACCUUCCUGGAGGAAGAGUGCCUGAGCUGAGUCUUGAAAAUAGAGGUUUGUCCAGUGGGAAAGGCAUUCCAGGCAGAGACAGCAUGGUGCGGAGGAGGGCCUGCAUGUUGUGCUGGAUUCCAGGGGGUGGAGGAGAUUCUGUUGCUGGUGAGUAAGUAGGAAGGUGUGGAACAUCAGGGAAAUGUAGGUGGAAACGUCAGAUGGCACUUUUGUCUGCCAUUGUGCUGAGCUUAGACAUCUUUCUGAGGACAAGAAGGUAUGAAUGAUUAGACUUCCCUUUUAGAAGGAGCACCCUGAUUGUGGUGUGGAUAGACUGGUGAGGGAAAGGCUGGGGACCGAUGAGAUACUAGUUCACUGCCUCAACUAGGGCAGUGGUAACAGGGACAGAGAAGAGGGGCAAGAGACCAAAAUAUUUAGCAGUUAAAAAUGACCUGAACUUGGUGAAUGAUUGGAUAGUAAUAGUCGUCAUUUAGUGAACACCUGUUAUGUCCUGGGCUUAAGCCAGUGAGUGAUUCAGUCCCUACUGGUUACAUAGUUCAUAAGGGAUAGAGCCAGAACUCCUCCGCUUAAAGAGAGGUUUCUGACUCCAGCGCCCAUACUCUUUCAGCAGUUUUGUGCCAGUAUAGGUUUCUGACUUAAGUGCCAUCUCCUGAGAUUGGGACUAAAAAUCAGAGGGUUUUGUGGAAAAGAGAAUUUACUUUUAGACGUGUUGGGUUUGAGUUAUCUGUUGAAUAUCUGCAGGGGGCUCAGCAGGUAGUUAAGUAUGUGAAUCCAAAGCACGGAAAAAUGGUGAGGACUGGAGGCAGAUACUUGGGAGUCAUCAGUAUGUAGGGCGGCUUGUCAGGUAUGAUGAGAAGUGGACCACCUCAAACCCACGAGAGCAGCAGUAGAACAAGGCAGAGGAGCCUGGGAAGUCAGAGAGGUAGGAGGAGAGUGUGGUGUGGAAGCAGAGGGAGAACUUGUGCAAAGAUGAAGCAGGGUCUCAGCUCCAGUGUGUCACGUGUAGCGGAGGGCCAGCGAGGUAAGGACUGAGACGGGCUGUACAUGUGGCAGAGUGGAGCUCCUCAGCCUAUCCGGAGAGGCUUUAGUGAUAAUGGUGGUAGUGAGAGAAGGUGUCGUAUUUAGGAAAGAGCUGUGUGUAAAUCACCAGUGAUCGCCACGUUUUGCUGAUUUGGACCCACCCAUCUGUUUUUCCAGCAUGAUGCAGUAGAAAGGCUGUACAGGUGAAACCGAUAGACCUGGGUUUACAUCGGCUCCGCCACUUUCUUCCAUUUGCAUGACCUUGGGCCAGUCAGCUUUGUAACCUGUAAAAUGGAGACAGUGAUAAGUUAGUUAUGAAGAUUAGAGUGGAAGUCAGCUAGCACUUGUGCUCGGCACCAAGAAAACGUUAAAUGGAUUCUCGUGUUUAAGUCAUUAUUUAUGCGGCAGCCAGGUAGAGUGGAAUGAGCAUUUGUGUUGGGAAUAUGGAGAGUUGGGUCUGACUUCCUGUGGCGCCUUCAGAUGGAGGCUUUGGCAAGUCACGUCACGCAGCUUCAGGUUUCUUACGUGUAAAAAAAUAGUAGUUUAUUCUUGUGAGGUUAACGGUUAAGAUGAGAGUUCUAAAAUACCUAAGUUCAUUUGGUGUCUGACAUUAGGGUAAUACGCACAUGAAAGCUCUCGUUAAAUUCCUCUAAGUUCUACUGGGAGUUCGGUGGACCAAAGCCUAGCUAAUUUGGUUUUCAAUGUGAAAGAUUACUAAAGGUCGCCACAGCCAAUCUGUAGCCUAGCGCAGAAAGCUUUUCUGAGUUCUGUCUCCCUCGUUCCUUUACUGAGUUACCCCAUGUAUCCUGGCUCCACCUUCCUCAGGAUUCCAGCUACCAGCUCCGCAUUGGUCCACCUUGGUCCACUUCUGCUCCAGAUAGUUCAUUCACCUGUCCUUCUAGCACCCAGCUUUCCUGUCUUAUCUCAUCUGAACAUGGAAAGGUUCGGUCAAGUCGGACCGUUGAGAAGAUGGCAAGGAAGAGGUGUAGAGGCAAGACUGUAUUUACAAGUGUCUGAUUGCUCACUGAGGCACCCUGGUGGCACAGUGGAAACCCUGGUGGCAUAGUAGUGAAGCAUUACAGCUGCUAACCAAAGGGUCAGCAGUUCAAAUCCACCAGGCACACCUUGGAAACUCUAUGGGGCAGUUCUAUUCUGUCCUACAGCGUUGCUAUGAGUUGGAUUCGACUCGACGGCACUGGGACUGGGUGGGUGGUACAGUGAAGCGACUGACUGCUAACUGAGAGGUCGGCAGUUCGAAACCACUGACCACUCCAUGGAAGAAAGAUAUGGCAGCCUGCUUCUGCAGAGACUUACAGCCGUGGAAACCCCAUGGGGUCACUAAGCGAAUGUCUGUGACAGAGGGUGGUAUCAAGUACCCAGAGACAACUGAAGGAGGCCGCCCCAAGCUUGGGGGACUGAUGGAUCCAAGGCAGGGCGUGAUAGAGCGGACCGGCCGCUGCCAAACAUGUGCAGGAAACAUGACAGAGUGUCCUGGCCACUUUGGCCACAUUGAGCUGGCCAAGCCUGUCUUCCAUGUGGGCUUCCUGGUGAAGACCAUGAAAGUCCUGCGCUGUGUCUGCUUCUUCUGCUCCAAACUGCUUGUAGACUCUAACAACCCAAAGAUCAAGGACAUCCUGGCCAAGUCCAAGGGGCAACCCAAGAAGCGUCUCACACAUGUCUAUGACCUUUGCAAGGGCAAAAACAUCUGCGAGGGUGGGGAGGAGAUGGACAACAAGUUCGGUGUGGAACAGCCUGAGGGCGACGAGGAUUUGACCAAAGAAAAGGGCCAUGGCGGCUGCGGGCGGUACCAGCCCCGGAUCCGGCGCUCGGGCCUGGAGCUCUAUGCAGAGUGGAAGCAUGUCAACGAGGACUCUCAGGAAAAGAAGAUCCUGCUGAGCCCCGAGCGAGUGCAUGAGAUCUUCAAGCGCAUAUCCGACGAGGAGUGUUUUGUUCUGGGCAUGGAGCCCCGCUACGCACGGCCGGAGUGGAUGAUCGUCACGGUGCUGCCCGUGCCUCCCCUCUCCGUGCGGCCCGCUGUUGUGAUGCAGGGCUCAGCCCGCAACCAGGAUGACCUGACUCACAAACUGGCUGACAUUGUGAAGAUCAAUAAUCAGCUCCGGCGAAACGAACAGAACGGCGCGGCAGCCCACGUCAUCGCAGAGGACGUGAAGCUCCUGCAGUUCCAUGUGGCCACCAUGGUGGACAAUGAGCUGCCUGGGUUGCCCCGUGCCAUGCAGAAGUCUGGCCGUCCCCUCAAGUCUCUGAAGCAGCGGUUAAAGGGCAAGGAAGGUCGGGUGCGAGGGAACCUGAUGGGCAAACGUGUUGACUUCUCAGCCCGCACGGUCAUCACUCCCGACCCCAACCUCUCCAUUGACCAGGUUGGCGUGCCCCGCUCCAUUGCCGCCAACAUGACCUUUGCGGAGAUUGUCACCCCUUUCAACAUUGACAGACUUCAGGAACUAGUACGCAGGGGGAACAGCCAGUACCCAGGGGCCAAGUACAUCAUCCGAGACAAUGGCGAUCGCAUUGACUUGCGUUUCCACCCCAAGCCCAGUGACCUUCACUUGCAGACUGGCUAUAAGGUGGAACGGCACAUGUGCGAUGGGGACAUUGUUAUCUUCAAUCGACAACCAACUUUGCACAAAAUGUCCAUGAUGGGCCACAGGGUCCGCAUCCUGCCCUGGUCUACUUUUCGCUUGAAUCUUAGUGUGACGACCCCGUACAAUGCAGACUUUGAUGGGGACGAGAUGAACUUGCACCUGCCACAGUCCCUGGAGACACGGGCGGAGAUCCAGGAGCUUGCCAUGGUGCCACGCAUGAUUGUCACCCCCCAGAGCAAUCGCCCGGUCAUGGGCAUCGUGCAGGACACGCUCACGGCAGUGCGCAAAUUCACCAAGAGAGAUGUCUUCCUCGAGCGGGGCGAAGUGAUGAACCUCCUGAUGUUCCUGUCCACAUGGGACGGGAAGGUCCCCCAGCCAGCCAUCCUCAAGCCGCGACCCCUGUGGACGGGCAAGCAGAUCUUCUCCCUGAUCAUCCCAGGCCACAUUAAUUGUAUCCGUACCCACAGCACCCACCCUGACGAUGAGGACAGUGGCCCUUACAAGCACAUCUCUCCUGGGGACACCAAGGUGGUGGUGGAGAAUGGGGAGCUGAUCAUGGGCAUCCUGUGUAAGAAGUCUCUGGGCACAUCAGCUGGCUCCCUGGUCCACAUCUCCUACCUGGAGAUGGGCCAUGAUAUCACCCGCCUCUUCUACUCCAACAUCCAGACCGUCAUUAACAACUGGCUUCUCAUCGAGGGUCAUACCAUUGGCAUUGGGGACUCCAUUGCUGAUUCGAAGACUUACCAGGACAUUCAGAACACUAUUAAGAAGGCCAAACAGGAUGUGAUAGAGGUCAUUGAGAAGGCGCAUAACAAUGAGCUGGAGCCCACCCCAGGGAACACUCUACGGCAGACAUUUGAGAACCAGGUCAACCGCAUUCUCAACGAUGCCCGAGACAAAACUGGCUCCUCUGCCCAGAAAUCCCUGUCUGAAUACAACAACUUCAAGUCUAUGGUGGUGUCUGGGGCCAAAGGCUCCAAGAUCAACAUCUCCCAGGUCAUUGCUGUCGUCGGGCAGCAGAAUGUGGAAGGCAAGCGGAUCCCAUUUGGGUUUAAGCACCGGACUCUGCCUCACUUCAUCAAGGAUGACUAUGGGCCUGAGAGCCGUGGCUUUGUGGAGAACUCCUACCUGGCCGGCCUCACACCCACUGAGUUCUUCUUUCAUGCCAUGGGGGGUCGUGAAGGGCUCAUCGACACAGCUGUCAAGACUGCUGAGACUGGAUACAUCCAGCGGCGACUGAUCAAGUCCAUGGAGUCGGUGAUGGUGAAGUACGACGCAACUGUGCGUAACUCCAUCAACCAGGUGGUGCAGCUGCGCUACGGCGAGGACGGCCUGGCGGGCGAGAGUGUGGAGUUCCAGAACCUGGCUACCCUUAAGCCUUCUAACAAGGCUUUUGAGAAGAAGUUCCGCUUUGAUUAUACCAAUGAGCGGGCCCUGAGGCGCACCCUGCAGGAGGAUCUGGUGAAGGACGUGCUGAGCAACGCGCACAUACAGAACGAGCUGGAGCGGGAGUUUGAGCGGAUGCGUGAGGAUCGGGAGGUGCUCAGGGUCAUCUUCCCAACUGGCGACAGCAAGGUUGUCCUUCCCUGUAACCUGCUGCGCAUGAUCUGGAAUGCUCAGAAAAUCUUCCACAUCAACCCCCGCCUUCCCUCCGACCUGCACCCCAUCAAGGUGGUGGAGGGAGUCAAGGAGUUGAGCAAGAAGCUGGUGAUUGUGAACGGGGAUGACCCCCUAAGCCGGCAGGCUCAGGAGAAUGCCACGCUGCUCUUUAACAUCCACCUGCGGUCCACGCUCUGCUCCCGCCGCAUGGCUGAGGAGUUCCGGCUCAGCGGGGAGGCCUUCGACUGGCUGCUUGGUGAGAUCGAGUCCAAGUUCAACCAGGCCAUUGCCCAUCCCGGGGAGAUGGUGGGAGCUCUGGCUGCACAGUCCCUAGGAGAACCUGCCACCCAGAUGACCUUGAACACCUUCCACUACGCUGGUGUGUCUGCCAAAAAUGUGACGCUGGGUGUGCCCCGACUUAAGGAGCUUAUCAACAUUUCCAAGAAGCCAAAGACCCCUUCCCUUACCGUUUUCCUGCUGGGCCAGUCUGCUCGGGAUGCUGAGAGAGCCAAGGACAUUCUGUGCCGCCUAGAACAUACAACAUUGAGAAAGGUGACUGCCAACACAGCCAUCUACUAUGACCCCAACCCCCAGAGCACAGUGGUGGCAGAGGACCAGGAGUGGGUGAAUGUCUACUAUGAGAUGCCUGACUUUGACGUGGCCAGGAUCUCCCCCUGGCUGUUGCGGGUGGAGCUGGACCGGAAGCACAUGACAGACCGGAAACUGACGAUGGAGCAGAUUGCGGAAAAGAUCAAUGCUGGCUUUGGCGAUGACUUGAAUUGCAUCUUUAACGAUGAUAACGCAGAGAAGCUGGUGCUCCGCAUCCGUAUCAUGAACAGUGACGAAAACAAGAUGCAAGAGGAGGAAGAGGUGGUGGACAAGAUGGAUGAUGACGUUUUCCUGCGCUGCAUCGAGUCCAACAUGCUGACCGACAUGACCCUGCAGGGCAUUGAGCAGAUCAGCAAGGUGUACAUGCACCUGCCCCAGACGGACAACAAGAAGAAGAUCAUCAUCACCGAGGACGGGGAGUUUAAGGCCCUGCAGGAGUGGAUCCUGGAGACGGACGGCGUGAGCCUGAUGCGGGUGCUGAGCGAGAAAGAUGUGGACCCAGUGCGCACCACGUCCAAUGACAUCGUGGAGAUCUUCACGGUGCUGGGCAUUGAGGCUGUGCGGAAAGCCCUGGAACGGGAGCUGUAUCACGUCAUCUCCUUUGACGGCUCCUACGUCAAUUACCGGCACUUGGCUCUCUUGUGUGAUACCAUGACCUGCCGCGGCCACCUCAUGGCCAUCACCCGGCAUGGCGUCAACCGUCAAGACACUGGACCUCUCAUGAAAUGUUCCUUUGAGGAAACGGUGGAUGUGCUCAUGGAAGCGGCUGCUCAUGGGGAGAGUGACCCUAUGAAGGGGGUGUCUGAGAACAUCAUGCUGGGCCAGCUCGCGCCCGCUGGCACUGGCUGCUUUGACCUCCUGCUCGAUGCGGAGAAGUGCAAGUAUGGCAUGGAGAUCCCUACCAACAUUCCCGGCCUGGGGGCUGCUGGACCCACCGGCAUGUUCUUUGGCUCAGCACCCAGUCCCAUGGGAGGAAUUUCUCCUGCCAUGACGCCCUGGAACCUGGGUGCCACUCCAGCCUAUGGCGCCUGGUCCCCCAGUGUUGGGAGCGGAAUGACCCCAGGGGCAGCUGGCUUCUCUCCCAGUGCUGCUUCAGAUGCCAGUGGCUUCAGCCCAGGUUAUUCCCCUGCCUGGUCUCCCACGCCGGGCUCUCCGGGCUCCCCGGGCCCCUCAAGCCCGUACAUCCCCUCACCAGGUGGUGCCAUGUCUCCCAGCUACUCACCAACGUCACCUGCCUAUGAGCCCCGCUCCCCAGGGGGCUAUACGCCCCAGAGUCCUUCUUACUCCCCCACUUCACCUUCCUACUCCCCUACGUCUCCAUCCUAUUCUCCAACCAGUCCCAACUAUAGCCCUACAUCACCCAGCUACUCACCGACUUCACCCAGCUACUCGCCAACCUCCCCCAGCUAUUCUCCAACUUCUCCAAGUUAUUCUCCCACGUCCCCCAGCUAUUCUCCAACUUCCCCAAGCUACUCACCGACGUCACCUAGCUAUUCACCAACCUCUCCCAGCUACUCACCGACCUCUCCCAGCUAUUCACCAACAUCCCCCAGUUACUCGCCAACGUCACCCAGCUAUUCUCCCACCUCCCCCAGCUAUUCACCAACAUCUCCAAGCUAUUCACCAACAUCUCCAAGCUAUUCACCAACUUCCCCGAGUUACUCACCCACCAGCCCUAACUAUUCCCCAACCAGUCCCAAUUAUACCCCGACGUCACCUAGCUACAGCCCAACAUCACCCAGCUACUCACCUACUAGUCCCAACUACACGCCAACCAGCCCUAACUACAGCCCUACCUCUCCAAGCUAUUCUCCAACUUCACCGAGCUACUCCCCAACCUCUCCAAGCUAUUCCCCUUCAAGCCCACGAUACACACCACAGUCUCCAACCUAUACCCCGAGUUCUCCCAGCUACAGCCCUAGCUCACCCAGCUACAGCCCUACUUCGCCCAAGUAUACCCCAACCAGUCCUUCCUACAGCCCCAGCUCACCAGAGUACACCCCAACCUCACCCAAGUACUCGCCUACCAGCCCCAAAUACUCACCCACCUCUCCGAAGUACUCUCCUACCAGCCCCACCUAUUCGCCAACCACCCCAAAAUACUCACCAACAUCUCCUACUUAUUCACCAACCUCUCCUGUUUAUACCCCAACGUCCCCCAAGUAUUCACCUACUAGUCCCACUUACUCGCCCACUUCCCCCAAAUACUCGCCCACCAGCCCCACCUACUCUCCCACCUCCCCCAAAGGCUCCACCUACUCUCCCACCUCCCCUGGGUACUCGCCUACCAGCCCCACCUAUAGCCUCACCAGCCCGGCCAUCAGCCCAGAUGACAGUGACGAGGAGAACUGAGGGUGAGCAGAGUGCAGCGAUAGCUGGCUAGGGAGGAGGGCGCCGUGGUCGUCUUGCCCCGCCUCACCACCUGGUAACCACACCAGCCCUCUUGUACAUAAUGCCUGUGAUAUAGUUCCCCAGGGAAGUUCUGGAUCCCAUUUUCGAUGGGCUUUUUGUCUUGUUUUCUAAGUGUGCUUUCUCAGAACCCACUCGCCCAGUUGUGGUUUCUCCUUCCUGCCCCGCCCACCCCAGGCCUGUCCCCACACUGAGGCUCCUUCUUUGCCUGUGGCUUGAUUGGGGUAAAGGAUGUUUUCACUUCUUAGGGGUAGUUCCUGCUGUGGGUCACUACAUUGAAUUUUCAGAAGAAACAAAGUUAAAGCCGUCUUGUCUGUUAUUUUAUUUUUUGAAGUUUAAAUAAAGUUUACUAAUUUUGAUCAAAA